CAAUCUCCCCUCAACCCAAAAACCGUCCUUUACCGUCGGUCUCCAUCCCAUCCAUUCACGAUGUCUGCAAAGAUCGAGGCCAUCAAGGCUAAGGCCGUCGCCGCCGACCCUACCAAGCCCCAGGGACUUGACCUCUACUCCAGAUUCGCCUUCGCUGGUGCCGUCUGCUGCUCAAUUACCCACGGUGCUCUUACUCCCGUCGAUGUCGUCAAGACCAGGAUCCAGCUCGACCCCGUAACCUACAACCGCGGCCUCAUCGGUGGAUUCAAGCAGGUCAUCUCUAAGGAGGGUGCUGGUGCCGUCUGGACCGGUUUCGGUCCCACCGCCGCCGGAUACUUCCUCCAGGGUGCCUUCAAGUUCGGUGGAUACGAGUUCUUCAAGCAGCAGAGCAUUAACUUGCUCGGCUACGAGACCGCUUCCCAGAACCGCACUGCCGUCUACCUCGCCUCUUCCGCUCUUGGAGAGUUCUUCGCCGACAUUGCCCUCUGCCCUCUCGAGGCCACCCGUAUCCGUCUCGUCUCGGAUCCUACCUUCGCCAAUGGACUCAUCGGCGGUUUCAGCAAGAUCUUGAAGAACGAGGGUAUCGGCGCUUUCUACUCUGGUUUCGGACCCAUCCUGUUCAAGCAGGUUCCUUACACCAUGGCCAAGUUCGUCGUCUUCGAGAAGGUCAACGAGGCCGUCUACAAGACCGUUGACAAGGCUACCACCUCCGACGGCAUGCAGACCGUCAUCAACCUCGGAUCUGGUCUCGUUGCCGGUAUGGCCGCCGCCGUCGUCUCCCAGCCUGCCGACACCAUGCUUUCCAAGAUCAAUAAGACCAAGGGUCUUCCCGGAGAGGGAACCACUUCCCGUUUGAUCAAGAUCGCCAAGGAGCUCGGCCUCCGUGGCUCUUACGCCGGUAUUGGAGCUCGUCUCUUCAUGGUUGGCACACUCACGGCCGGACAAUUUGCUAUCUACGGAGAUAUUAAGAAGGCGCUUGGAGCCACAGGUGGGGUAGAAAUCUCCAAAUAGACGAAGAAUACGAUAAUGAGGAGGUAGCGGGAGUUGGAAAUGAAGUCGUGGAAGUGGGAGAUGAGGUGGUGGGUGUUGGAGAUGAUACCAAGGCAGCCAACAUCCUCCAAAUAAGGGCCGACACUUCAUAUCGGCACGGUACAACAUCAAAAGCUUGGCUAGCCUUUGUGCGUUUUCUUUGCAUAUGGUUCCGGGCAUGGUUUCCUCGUUCUUCUUCCCCUUCGAAAUCUCCCUACAUUUUGCGUGUGCAGAG
This is a messenger RNA of Aaosphaeria arxii CBS 175.79, 1264 nucleotides long. RefSeq names its product putative mitochondrial phosphate carrier protein. NCBI's taxonomy places the organism in Eukaryota, Fungi, Ascomycota, Dothideomycetes, Pleosporales. The record is from RefSeq and is a predicted model, not a curated record. Bases 61 to 1011 code for a protein of 316 amino acids. Gene Ontology annotation, molecular function: phosphate transmembrane transporter activity. Gene Ontology annotation, cellular component: mitochondrial inner membrane. The transcript is spliced from 5 exons. Gene Ontology annotation, biological process: mitochondrial phosphate ion transmembrane transport.